Messenger RNA from Ostrea edulis (European flat oyster), 3410 nucleotides. RefSeq lists its product as uncharacterized. The transcript has a single exon. The coding region runs from base 576 to 1067 and encodes 163 amino acids. The record is from RefSeq and is a predicted model, not a curated record. NCBI's taxonomy places the organism in Eukaryota, Metazoa, Mollusca, Bivalvia, Ostreida, Ostreidae.
UUUUUUUCAAUUUAUAUUGUGAAAUAAUCUUUUAACAUGCAGCUUUCACUGUCUAGCACAAUCAUGGUAAUUAAUAUCAAUAUAUCUCAGCUGGUCCGGUGCUAUACAUGCAAAACUACAAUGCAUCUCUACAGAUACAUGUACGAGUAGAUUCAGGGUUUAUAGAAUUCCAAUUUGAUUGUACAAUCAAACAUCCAAUUCCAAACCCGUAACCGAUUUUGUUGUUAUCAAACACGGACACGAUCUGAAAUAUUUCGAAAUCGCUAUAACGUGGAGUUAUCCCGCUUUGAAUAGACAGACCUCUGUUACCACAGUACUUGGUUUUUCCAAUUUCUGAUGAUUUUGUCAUAAUUUCCUUCAAUUCCUGUCAUAUUCAUGAGUUUGUUCUUUUGUCCAUAAAAUUACACACUAACACCUGCACCUGUAACUGAGGAGACGUGUUUCAUCAUUUACCGGAAGGCCACGUACACGUGUUAAUUUAUAAAUAAACAAAUUCGACCUAGUUUGUGUAGAAGAAUCAAACGAUUUUGAAAGCACAGGAGUGUGGUAAAAUAAAAGUCUGAAUUGCACCCAUCAUGUGGAGAUUAUCAGCGUUUUGCAACGAUAAGAAGAACAAAUAUAUGGCUGACGGUAAGAAAAAUACUUGUGGUCUGUUCUUUACCGACGAAUGGGACAAGAUGAUCGAGAAAGAUGUGUCCCCGAAGGAAAUCUGGGAGACUCGUUAUGAUGAAGUGAACAAAAUAAACUCCGACUUUUCCCGGAAGUUUGAGUGGAAGUCCGAGAGCGGACCAAAAGAUUCAAUGACGCCCAGUUUAUCGGCAGCCAUUGAGCAGGUGCUUCUAGUUUUCGGGAAAAGUUACGUGCAGGACAUGCAAAGCAGAUGGGAGAAGUCCCAGGACUUUGGAGGGAACCCUGCGGAAUUUUGGCGUGAGGAAAGGUCUAAGUUCGAGAAGAAGCACUGGUGGUGGCGGUGGGGGAAGAAAUCGUCGAAGAACAGCGGACGUCGUAAGGAAAACGAUGAAUCGGCCAUGUUCAGUGAGUUUGAUGAAGAAAUUCUUAAAGAUUAAGUGUACAGAGUGAAAACGUGCACAUUAAUGUCAUUCCUUAACGAAGGAAUUUCUACAAGGAAAACAUGCAUGCAAAUAAUACAUUGUUAAAUAUGAACUGUACCAGGUAUAUAUAUAUAUAGAGAGAGAGAGAGAGAGAGCAUUGAAUUGUUCAGAGCAUAUCGUGUAUAGUACAGAGGAUUUUCAAUAAAUGUGUAUUACUCUACAUACGUAUAUCACAAUAAUCCCGAUCAUUAUAUAGACACAGAAAUACAAUGUUAUCGAGAUCCUCUAAUGAGCAAUGUAUUUACAGUAAUGUUUCCAAAACUGCCAAAACAGCGAAAGUUUCAUUUGUAAGGACCCCCUCCCCCCUUUACAUUCAAAUUUCAAAAAUUGUAGCAUAUUGAAGAGAUUUAAUGAAACCAGUUCUCGUACAGUGUAUUAUUAAUUCUGAGGGCAUUCAGUGAAUGAAUUUUGAAACUGAGAGCAUUUAUUCUCUUUGAUGUAACGGAGCUUGUGAAUUCUUUAACAGAUUGUAAAUAGCUUUCGAAUUAAAUUGUAUGUUUUAGAGAAAACUGUAUGCAUUUGUAGUGAACAUAUAGUAGGUAUCUUUCACAAGAAAUCUUGUUAUAUAUCAUGGGAUUCAUUUAUACGUCAUAGUGUAAAAUGUACAUUGAAAUUUACCUCGCAAAAUUUCAAGCCUGAGACAUGACACCCCCCCCCCCCCCCCCCUCUUGAUUUCACUGAAUAACCUUACACCUCAUGACAAUUUUUCAUCGAUCUAAUAAUUAUUUUUAUUUCAUUUUUACCAUCUCACUGAUGUUUACAUUUAUCUAUGCAAAUCUAUAUGUAUAUUCAAUGUCCACACAAAAUCCAUGUGCAGUGAUGGUAAUGUACUAUGCUUCUAUAACUAGACAUUUCCUGGUAUGUUAACAUACAGUGUAGAACAGCAUAAAUCCCUCUGACCGCUGGUCGACUGUCUCAGAAAGCACCAAACACCAGAACAGCAUAACGCCGGCUAUUCAUGAACACAACAUAACACUGGCUAUUUAUGAACACAGCAUAACACCGGCUAUUUAUGAACACACCAUAACGCUGGCUAUUUAUGAACACAGCAUAACACCGGCUAUUUAUGAACACACCAUAACGCCGGCUAUUUAUGAACACAGCAUAACACCGGCUAUUUAUGAACACACCAUAACGCCGGCUAUUUAUGAACACACCAUAACAGCAUUAUAGCUUGGUAUUUAUUUUUAUGAUACACACAGUAACGGCACGGUUCGGAGUAUUUAUGAUUGUAGAUGUAGGUAUUUUAUAAUAUUGGGUAUAUCUGUAUGAUCAUUUGUAUAUUUUUAAUGUUUGGUAUUUAUAAGUGUAGAUUUUUAUUCGAUUAUUUACGUAUUUUAUAUUGCUGGGUAUUUCUGUAUCAUCAUUUGUAUAUUUUCAAUGUUUAGUAUUUUAUCAAUGUCGAUUUCUAUGCGGCCAUUUGUAAUUUGCAUUUACAUUUGGGUAUUUUUCAAUGUAGAUGUCUCUGCGAUUUUCUACGUAUAAUGCUGAGGAUUAAUAAAUGUUGAUUUCUGUACGGUCAUUUGUGUGUUUUAUACAGUGAAUAAGACAUCCAUAUCGUUCCAAUUAAAAAUAUUGAACAAAAAUAGUUACAAACAUAUACAUGUGUUUCAUACAAAAAUAUUUUUGUUGCAUGAAUUUGUAUCAAAUUUGUAAUUUUAAAUGCAGAUAUCGCAUAGUUUAUAUAUUCCGUACAUUAUUUUAAAUUCAAUAACCAUUUUUAUGAUUAAAAAUAUGAUAAUCAGUCACUGUUAUGAACUUAUAAUUAAAAAUCAUAAGUAUUCUAGAAUAAAAUACGUAAUAAGUGUUUCUGGUUUUCUUCAUUGUAUUAGAUGAGUAUAUAUUUUACAUUAUAUAUACAUGUAUUAUCUUGAUUUUAUUUAUGUUAUUAAUGAUAUAUAUUAUUUUGAUUUUGAUUUUUAAAAAUUACUCAGGGGUAUUUUUCUAUAUUUUUAUGUAAUGAAUACUGUCUUGUUUUUCAUUUUGUAUAUCAAUAUUGCUUUGUAGAAUGUAUGUAUUUGUGGGCGUUUUCCGUCAUUUUCUUUGGUAUCUUUGAUGUUGAAUGCAUUGUGGGAGUUUUACGUUCACUCUCGUUUUCACUGUAACUGCCUCUACAGUAUGACGUUAAGAAUCAGGCGGUGUUUAAUGCUGUGAUAUAUGUUUGACAUGAAAUUAAUAAUGAUUGAUAUUGAUUCCAAUCACAUUUCGCUCUUCCUGUUCACAACUUUUGAUACUUAGAUUAUUAUGAUUUUCCAUGGCAUUGUAAUAUGUAUGAAAUAAAUGUAUGUAUAAAAAGAA